AAAAAGAAAAAGAAGAGGAAAAAGAAGAGAAAAAAGCCCGAGAGAGAGAGAGAGAGAGAGAGAGAGAGAGAGAGAGAGAGAGAGAGAAAGAAAGAAAGAAAGCGGAAAGCGGAAAGCUAAACAAAUCAUGACACUAGAGAACUUGAUGCGGGGAAACAUCUGGAAAAGUGCACCGUCCCCUAAUAAACUAUAUGAAAAUUACUAGGAUCAGUGGGAGACUUUAGUAAUUUACUAUGAAUAUCUAGUAUAUAAUUAUUUAUUCAUUUAUUAUGUAUUUAUUAUUGUCAUUAUGACUUUUCUUCAUGCCAAUUUGCUGCCCAUCCUCCAAUCCAGCAGGUGGCGGUAAUGUACCUUCAGUUGGUUUGCCAACCGCCAUUAAAACCAAAAGAAGACGGAGAAGAAGACGAAAAGCGCACGUGCGAGAGAGAGAGAGAAAAUGGAGGAGAAAUAAAGAGUAUAACCCAGAAGAAGAGCGGAGUUUUAUUUAAACCGGUUGAGGAUUUUAAUCUCCAGGUUUUGGAGUGUAAACACACUGUUUAUGUUGAAGACACCUUUCAGCGCGACAGUGACCCAUAUUGAGCGGAUUCUCUCCGGGGAACUCGGUCUUAUUUGAGCAGACAGGUUUCCUCUGAAUAAAGAGGUCGUGUGAGAUGUUUGUGGAGGAAUAGAGACUUCAGGAAGCGUUUAUCCACCUGGAGGAGAAGUUCUUCUCUUCGUUCCGGUGGAUUGGUUGAAGGAUUCCAGUACGGAUGCUGGUUAAAUCCAUGUGAGGCCUGUACAGAAGUCUGGAGUGUUCAUGAGUUCCUGAAACUUCCACACGAGGUCUUUGAGCUCCAACUACAGGAACAUCUCAAAAAACUACAAUAUAGAGGAAAAGUUCAUUUUUUACCCCAGAAAAGAAAACAGACCUCUCUCUCUCUCUCUCUCUCUCUCUCUCUCUCUCUCUGUCUGUCUGUUAGUGUGAGAGAUCAGGAAAAUGGCCGAGGCCAGUAUUUCAGUAGAUCAGGACCAGUUCAGCUGUCCAGUGUGUCUGAAUCUCCUGAAGGAACCGGUGGUGAUCCCCUGUGGUCACAGUUUCUGUAACGUGUGUAUUAAUGACUGCUGGGAUCAGGAAGAUGAGAGCGGAGUGUAUUGCUGUCCUCAGUGCAGAGACACUUUCACUCCAAGGCCUGUUCUAUGCAGAAACAACAUGCUGGCUGAAGUGGUGGAGAAACUGAAGACUGAAGCCCAAGCUGCUUCUCCUGCUCACUGUUACGCUGGACCUGGAGAUGUGGAGUGUGAUUUCUGCACCGGGAGAAAACACAAAGCCGUCAAGUCCUGUCUGGUGUGUGUGGCUUCUCUUUGCGAAACUCAUUUAAAACCUCAUCUUGAAAUUCCUGCUUUGAAAAAGCACAAGUUAGUCGAAGCUUCUGGAAAUCUACAAGAGAAGAUCUGCUCUGAGCAUGAUAAAGUGCUGGAGGUCUACUGUCGUACUGACCAAAGCUUCAUCUGUUAUCUGUGUAUGACGGAUGAACACAAAAGCCACGACACCGUCUCAGUUAAAGCGUACAGAACUGAAAAACAGAGUGAGUUAAAGGAGGAGCAGAUGAAAUCCCAGCAGAGAAUCCAGGAGAAGCAGAAGGUGGUGCAGGAGCUGAAACAGGCUGUGAACACUAUAAAGCUCAGUGCACAGACAGCAGUGGAGGACAGUGAGAGGAUCUUUACUGAGAUGAUCAGCUCCAUGGAGAAAAGGUGCUCGGAGGUGACGGAGCUGAUCAGAGCUCAGGAGAAGGCUGAACUGAGUCGAGCUGAACGACUCCUGGAGCAACUGGAGCAGGAGAUCGCUGAUCUUCAGAGGAGAGUCACUGAGCUGGAGCAGCUUUCACACACACACGAUCACCUCCACUUCCUCCAGGAAAUAAAGGUUUUAGUCUCCGGCCGUUGCUCUCCCGAAAUUAUUACACCAGGUUUUCAGUCUGAUCUCCGUGAGGACUCGCGCAGCAUCACUGUCAGUAAACAUCUCUCAUUUGAUGGAGUGAGGGAAUCUCUCUCUGCUCUGAAAAAGAGACUCGAGGAAUUCUGCCAGGAGGAAUUCAUCAGAAUCCCUGAACUUGCUGCAGCAGUUCACAUCAUUUUACCCCCAGAUCCAAAGAGCAGACAAGACUUUCUGCAGUAUUUCUGUGAUCUGACUCUGGAUCCCAACACAGUACAUUAUUACCUCAUUCUGUCUGAGAGGAACAGAGCGGUGACGUACAGUGGGAGAAAGCAGCAGUACUCUGAUCAUCCAGAGAGAUUUGACUACUGGGAGCAGGUGUUGAGUAAGGAGAGUGUGUGUGGACGCUGUUACUGGGAGGUGGAGAGGAGCGGUGCUGAUAGUGUGUACAUAUCAGUCUCAUAUAAAGACAUCAGCAGGAAAGGAUCGGGUAAUGAGUGUGUGCUUGGAGGCAGCGAUCAGUCCUGGAGUCUGUGGUGUUCUUCUUCUUCUCUCUUUUUCUGUCACAACAACUUUAAGACUGCACUCGGAGUUCCAUCGUCCUCCAGAAUAGGAGUGUAUGUGGAUCACAGUGCAGGAACUCUGUCCUUCUACAGCGUCUCUGACACGAUGACGCUCCUCCACAGAGUCCACACCACUUUUACUCAGCCUCUAUACGCCGGGUUCUGGCUCGGGUCUUUUGGAUCAACUGUGAGAUUACGUGAUCCAGAAUAAAAUAUCAGAAAUGUGAUUUUACUGAAUUAAAAUGAGCAACUUUACUUUUUUUUAUAUCAAGCUUAAUUCCAGUGUAAUAUGAGGCAUUUAUUUGUGAUUUCCCAAUUUUCCUUUAUAACGUUAGAUCUUUCCUCUGUCUUUUAGGAGAUUUCAGUAUUACACAGUAGUGCUUGAAAGUUUGUGAACCCUUUAGAAUUUUCUAUGUAUCUGCAUAAGACCUAAAACAUCAUCAGAUUUACACAAGUCCUAAAAGUAGAAACUAUUACACUUGGUCAUUUAUUUAUUGAGGGAAAUGAUCCAAUAUUACAUAUCUGUGUGUGGCAAAAGUAUGUGCACCUUUGCUGUCAGUAUGUGGUGUGAGCUCCUUGUGCAGUAAUAACUGCAGAUAAACGUUCGGGGUAAGUGUUGAUCAUCUGCACAUCGGCUUGGAGGAGUUUUAUCCCGUUCCUCAGUACAGAACAGCUUCAACUCUGGGAUGUUGGUGGGUUUCCUCACAUGAACUGCUCGCUUCAGGUUCUUCCACAACAUUUCUAUUGGAUUAAGGUCAGGACUUUGACUCGGCCGUUCCAAAACAUGAACUUUAUUCUUCUUUAACCGUUCUUUGGUUUAAAGACUCGUGUGUUUAGGGUCGUUGUCUUGCUGCAUGAUCCACUUUCUCUUGAGAUUCAGAUCACGUACAGAUGUCCUGACAUUUUCCUUUAGAAUUCUCUGGAAUAAUUCAGAAUUCAUUGUUCCAUCAAUGAUGGUAAACCGUCCGGGCCCAGAUGCGGCAAAACAGCCCCAAACCAUGACACUACCACCACCACAUUUCACAGAUGGGAUAAGGCUCUUAUGCUGGAAUGUAGUGUUUUCCUUUCUCCAAACAUGAUGCUUGUCAUUUAACCCAAAUAUUAUGUUUUGGUCUCAUCCAUCCACAAAACAUAUUUUUCAGUAGCCUUCUGGCUUCUCCAUGUGAUCUUUAGCAAACUGCAGAGGGGCAGCAAUGUGCUUUCUCCUUGCAACCCUGCCAUGUACACCAUUGCUGUUCAGUGUUCUCCUGAAGGUGGACUCAUGAACAUUAACAUUCGCCAACGUGAGGUCCCUCACUCACACCUGAUCAUCGUCCCAUUGAUUGAAAACACCUAAAUAUAAUUUCACCUUCAAAUUAACUGCUAAUCCUAGACGUUCACAUACUUUUGCCACUCACAGAUAUGUAAUAUUGGAUCAUUAUAUAAUAUUUUUGUCUCAUUUGUUUAAUUGGGUUCUCUUUAUCUACUUUUAGGACAAAAUCCGAGGAUGUUUUCGUUCAUAUUCUGCUUCAAUACUGUGUUAAAAUUCAUGUUGGUCCACUCAUUAAUCUGACAUAUGAAUCAUCAUGACUGUACUUAUACUGUAUAUAUUCAGUUGGAUGGAUUCUUGGAUAUCAAAAUAAAAAAUAUAUUUAAAUGUGUUAAAUCCAUG
This is a messenger RNA of Ictalurus punctatus (channel catfish), 4126 nucleotides long. Its product is annotated as tripartite motif-containing protein 16. The record is from RefSeq and is a predicted model, not a curated record. NCBI's taxonomy places the organism in Eukaryota, Metazoa, Chordata, Actinopteri, Siluriformes, Ictaluridae. The coding region runs from base 977 to 2686 and encodes 569 amino acids. Gene Ontology annotation, molecular function: protein binding; zinc ion binding. The transcript has 7 exons.